This is a messenger RNA of Ananas comosus (pineapple), 1380 nucleotides long. RefSeq names its product probable DNA-directed RNA polymerase I subunit RPA43. The transcript is spliced from 6 exons. Bases 114 to 704 code for a protein of 196 amino acids. Gene Ontology annotation, cellular component: RNA polymerase I complex. NCBI's taxonomy places the organism in Eukaryota, Viridiplantae, Streptophyta, Magnoliopsida, Poales, Bromeliaceae. Gene Ontology annotation, biological process: DNA-templated transcription initiation. The record is from RefSeq and is a predicted model, not a curated record.
UCCACCGGUCCCCUACCUUUACCUCUCUCUCCUCUCCGCCGCAUAAAUUUAUCUCUGCGGGAGCGCGCGUUUUGUGUGUUUUGAUCCCUUAUUUGUCGUUCCCUACGAUUCCAAUGGACGGGUUAACGACGGCGAAGGCCGAUCUAACGGUGUACGUGCACCCGUCGAAGUCCAACAAGCUCGCCGAUGCCGUUCGUAAGCAGCUCAGCUCUCUCCUCUUCACAUACGACGAACUCUUCGACGGCGUUCUACUAUCUCAUAAGAUAAGUUUCCAAAGUAACCAUGCAAAGAUUCUGCAUGGUUUAAUCCCGUACUUCGGAGUAAAAGUGCGAGCGAAACUGCUAAUCUUUUCUCCAAAACCAAACAUGCUCUUAGAAGGAAAGGUCGUCAAGCUGAGUAAGGAAUCUAUUCAUGUCAUCGUACUCGGCUUUACUUCGGCGGCCAUUAUGUCGGAAGAUAUUCGAGAAGAGUUCAAGUACAAAAUCAAACAUGGUGCUGGAUGUUUUGCAAGUUCAUCUCACAAAUGGCACAGGAUAAAAGUUGGAAGCAUGGUACAGUUCGCGGUCAAAAGUGUGGAUGAAGAAAUCGGCCAUAUUUCCGGAUCUUUGAUUCCACCUCAAACUGGAUGUGUUCAUUGGUUAUUAAAACAUAGUGCAGAUGCUGUAUCGCAAACCAACAGAAGUCUUAAGAGAUGUAGAGACUGAGACUCCGGGCUACUUGAUAAUGGCGAUCGGUCGCAGAAUUUCAGUCGAUCACCCAAGUUGAGAAAGGGAACCGAGUGAUUAGAGUUCCAACAAUUUUUUCUUUUCUACAUGCAGUUUAAAUGGUAAUUCUCUAUCUGAAUAACAUAAUUGGAUCUCUUUAGCAUGAUGAGAAUCUGACGGUUAUUUGUUUCCAGACACCUUUAUGUUUCAGUGAAGCAGAAAGCUUUGAAGAGUUUUUGUUUUCCCCCAUUACGGUAAUAAGAUGUCCUGUUUUGGCAGAGGAUUAACUUACACUUUUUCCCCUCCCUCUAUUGUACUUAUUCUGGCAGAUUCACUUUUGUGCAAUUUGUGUGGAGCCUCAAGGAAGAGAGUAAUGCGGAGAAAGAUUAUGGAGAAAGAUUAUCUUUUUUGUUCAUCUUUAUUAUUUGUUUCACCAUCAUCAGAACUCCAAAAACAUCAAUAUAUACUCCUCCUGCAGUGGAGAAAGAUUAUGAAGACAGAAACUUUAGACUGCUGCGUACUGCGAGUUUAAUUUUUUUUUUUUUUUCAUUUCUGGAUUUGAGGGUGUAUCCAAUCGAAUGUUGGAAGUACUUCGAAAGUAUGUUUGGUUCAGAAAUUUGUUUCCGGCAAUUCCUGUUAUUGGGACCAUGUAAACUAUGUGAUGGAUUUUUUCGAA